UCAAAGUGAACUUUGAAGAUGGUGAAGAGGUUUCAGUGAAAGCGCGGGAAACAACCUGAACCUCAGUUGGAGUCAUUUGUAUUUCGUAAGCCGUCCUGGUGUCAUUAUGCACCCAGUUAUGCACAGAGUUGUUACUUUCCACAAACUGGCGAACACUUUGGGGUUGUUGCCAAAAAGAUGUCAAACCUUUGUACAUUCGUCUGGUGGUUGCUCGAAAAUCUUACUGCUGAUAUAGAUAUCCCAUUUUCAGGCUUCAAGGAUAAGGUUCGGAUUACAACAUGCUAUGUAUUGCAAUCGGGUCCACAAGUUUCGCUACAAUGCCGAAGAAAAGUGUUCAAAUUGGCAGUCUUCACUUCUAAGCGAUAUGGACCGUUAUUUCCUUGCUUACACCCCUUGGAAUGGAGGAUGGGACAUGGUCAAUCCGCAAUCUUGUGUUAUGUUUGCGAUUGCGAUCCCUACACAACGACCGACUUGAUGAUGGAGGAACUUCGUAAAAUGACUUCACUAGCCUGCCUCAAUCAGUAAACACUUCCCCCUACAACACCCCAUCCCAAGAGCUGUGAAUGCUGACCAACUGACGGUUCUGAGGUACCUAAGUGUUUGUUCUCCGA
This is a messenger RNA of Lentinula edodes (shiitake mushroom), 611 nucleotides long. RefSeq lists its product as uncharacterized. The coding region runs from base 178 to 525 and encodes 115 amino acids. The record is from RefSeq and is a predicted model, not a curated record. The transcript has a single exon. Lineage: Eukaryota; Fungi; Basidiomycota; Agaricomycetes; Agaricales; Omphalotaceae.